AUGCCUAUGCUUUGGAAGUCACCAUUCGACUACGUUGCAUCUGACUUGAUACAGAUAACCAGAAGAGCAAAAUGUCUAAUACAAAUAUAUUUAUCAUCUUUAUCGUCAGAAGACAAACUAUUACUCAAACAGCUUGGGUUCGAGUUUGAAGACAACUCCCCUCAUUUAUUUAAUUAUGCUUCGUAUUUGGACGAAUUGCAUUAUCUGGCGAUAUCGCGGACAAUGCAAAUGUAUUUUCUGGGAGUAGUGUUUAGGCAUUCCAGAGACGUCGAGGAUACCUUGAUACAACAUCUUUUGAAGACCCUUCUCUCCAAGCACACCUCAAUUCGUAACCUGAAGUUUGAGUAUACUUACCUCUCCGUUACCGAAGCCAAUGCGUAUUCUAAUGUUAUAUCUAGCAUUAUCAAAUCACAACGUCCCGGAUUAAAAUCGUUCAAGUUAGAGGCCGAUUAUCACAAAGCGGGAAUAAUUGCCGAGGCAUUGGAAACACAAAUCGGAAAGUUGGAAACUGUUGCCCUUGUCCGUUGCGAUUUUGUGGAUUUCGGAUUGAGAGAAUGGAUGGAAAAAAUGGCUAGAGCUGGGGUGCGAGUAAAAGUUAGGGACUGUAGGCUAGCCAAUCCGUCAACUGGAGAAGAACCAAUAGAGAAUUUCGUGUUGCUUAAGUAUUUAUAA
Molecule: messenger RNA, 672 nt
Organism: Paraglomus brasilianum
Lineage: Eukaryota; Fungi; Glomeromycota; Glomeromycetes; Paraglomerales; Paraglomeraceae
Source: the annotation of a GenBank genome assembly